AUGGCGACCUCCUCCUACGAGUACGGCGAAGGGCAACAGCAGCACCCGGGGCAAGACUCACUGAGUUCUUAUGACCCGAAUUAUGUUCCGGACUCGGUGAGGUCGUUCGUUGUGCACUUGUAUCGUCACAUUAGGGAGAAGAACGUGUACGAGAUUCAUCAGAUGUACGAGAAUUCGUUUCAAUCCCUCAGCGAGCGCAUGUUCAAAGACGUUCCCUGGCCUUCGGUUGACGCCGUCGCUCCGCACGUUGAUAAUGACCACGUUUUCUGCCUUCUCUACCGGGAAAUGUGGUUCCGCCAUCUUUAUGCUAGGCUUACCCCUACUCUCAAGCAGAGGAUCGAUUCUUGGGACAAUUACUGCAAUCUCUUUCAGGUGGUGUUGCAUGGAGUGGUAAAUAUGCAAUUGCCAAACCAGUGGUUGUGGGAUAUGGUAGACGAGUUCGUUUACCAAUUCCAAAAUUUCUGCCAGUAUCGGGCAAAAAUGAAGAACAAGACUGAGCAGGAGAUUGCACUUCUUAGGCAGUUUGAUCAGGCUUGGAAUGUCUAUGGUGUUCUCAACUUCCUGGAAGCUCUUGUUGAGAAAUCUAUGGUCCAUGAAAUCCUGGAGAGGGAGAAAGAAGGCCUUGAACAGUUCACAGCUACUGAUGGUUAUGAUUAUAAUGGUGGGAGUAAUGUCUUGAAGGUCCUUGGGUAUUUUAGCAUGAUAGGGUUGCUUAGAGUUCAUUGUUUGUUGGGUGAUUAUCAAACUGGCUUAAAGUGCUUGAAGCCAAUUGACAUAAGCCAGCAAGGCGUAUACACCAGUGUUAUUGGAAGCCACAUUGCUAUCAUAUAUCACUAUGGAUUUGCCAACCUUAUGCUGAGGAGGUAUGUGGAUGCUAUUCGGGAGUUCAAUAAGAUUCUGUUAUACAUUUACAAGACUAAGCAAUAUCACCAGAAAUCACCACAAUAUGAGCAGAUACUGAAGAAGAACGAGCAGAUGUAUGCCUUGUUGGCGAUUUGCCUAUCUCUUUGCCCUCAAGUAAAGCUUGUUGAUGAAACAGUUAACUCUCAACUUCGGGAGAAAAAUGGUGAAAAAAUGUUGAGAAUGCAAAGGUAUGAUGAGGAUGCUUUUGCUACGUAUGAUGAACUCUUUUCCUAUGCAUGUCCAAAGUUCAUCACUCCAUCUGCUCCGAGCUUUGAAGAGCCUCUUGUAAAUUACAAUCAGGAUGCAUACAGGCUACAGUUAAAGCUGUUUCUGUAUGAGGUAAAACAACAACAGUCAUUGGCUAGUGUCCGGACAUAUUUAAAAGUUUACUCAACAAUCUCCUUGGCAAAGCUUGCUAGUUAUGUGGAAGUGGAUGAACCUACUUUAAGGACCAUUUUGCUGACAUAUAAGCACAAAACUCAUGCUGUGGAUUCGGACGGAAAGAUAAUAUCCAAUGCUGAUGUUGAUUUUUACAUAGACGAUGACAUGAUCUAUGUCACGGAAGCUAAACCAGCUAAGCGAUAUGGGGACUAUUUUUUGCGCCAAGUUGUGAAGCUGGAAGGCGUCAUAGCUGAUAUUGACAGGAUAAAGCUGGAGGUUAUCAACAUCAUGUUAAACCUCAUGGGGGUUGCAAUGAUCAUAUACUCCCUUUGGUUCCUCAAGAAGUGGAAGCUAGGCGACAAGGCGGCGUUAGCAUCGGCUCUUCCAACUCCGUGGUUCAUUUACGCAUGUUUAGUCGUGGGAAUCAUCGUCUGCUCGAUCACAGUAAUUGGACAUAUGACAGCCAACUCUGUCAGCGAUUAUACACUUGCCAUUUUUUUGGUGUCAAUUUGCUGCCUUCUUCUAAUUCAAGCUGUAAUCAUUGUGACAGUAUUCUUCAAGAUUGACUGGAACUUGCGAGUUUCUAGAUACAUAGAUGAACACCACAAAGAGUUCAAAAGUUUUGUUCUCUUCCAUGUAUCGGUAUGUCGGACGAUCUCCAUCAUGGUUUUCGUAGCCCAGGUUGGAGUUGCUUCCCUUGCUGCUACCCUGUUGGCCGUAGGAUGUGAACCUACGAUUUGUCUCAACAACAACAACAAUAAUGGCCAUAUUAAUAAUAACCCUAAAUUUGUAUCCUCUUUUUUGGAAGAUUCAUCAUCAUUUCUAGAGGGUCAUCCUAGACUGCCUCCUCCUGAAAGAGCAAAGUUUAAGCCACAUAAUCCCUCCCAAUAUCACUAUCCAGCCAUCAUCAUGACGAAGAGCAACCCAGGUGUGAUUACAUGUAAAGCUGCGGUGGUAUGGAAGUCAGGGGAGCCACCAAAGGUGGAAACCAUACAAGUUGAUCCACCAAAAGCCUCAGAAGUUAGGAUCAAGAUGCUUUGUGCCAGUUUGUGUCACACUGACGUCUUGUGUUGCAAUGGCCUUCCUGUUCCUUUAUUUCCUAGAAUUCCUGGACACGAAGGCGUUGGAAUGGUAGAGAGUGUUGGUGAAGGUGUCACAACCCUGAAAGAAGGGGAUAUUGUGAUGCCCCUUUACUUGGGAGAAUGUGGAGAAUGCCUGAAUUGCAAGUCAGGAAAGACAAAUUUGUGCCACAAGUAUCCUUUGGGCUUUAGUGGGCUUUUAUUGGACGGGACAUCAAGGAUGUCAAUUGCGGGUCAAACAGUUUACCAUCAUUUCAGCUGUUCCACUUGGUCUGAGUACAUUGUCAUUGAGGCCCCUUAUGCUGUCAAGGUUGAUCCCAGGGUUUCUCUUCCCCAUGCUAGCUUCCUUUGUUGUGGGUUCACUACAGGCUUUGGUGCAGCCUGGAGAGAAGUCAUUAUUCCUAAAGGUGCUACUGUUGCUGUUUUGGGCCUUGGUGCUGUUGGACUCGGAGUGGUAGAGGGAGCUAGGGUGCAAGGAGCAUCUAGGAUAAUUGGAGUUGAUAUAAAUGACUUGAAAGAGGAGAAAGGGAAGGCAUUUGGAAUGACUGAGUUCAUAAACCCUAAAAAAUCUGAUAAAUCAAUUUCAGAGCUAAUUAAAGAUGUCACUGGAGGAUUAGGAGUGGACUUCUGUUUUGAAUGCACCGGUGUUCCCGCCUUGCUCAAUGAAGCCAUCGAUGCUUCAAAAGUGGGACUUGGGACAAUUGUGCUAAUUGGUGCAGGGCUGGAGCCAAGCGGAGUGAUUAAUUACAUUCCACUUUUAUGUGGAAGAGUACUGAAGGGAUCCAUCUAUGGUGGAGUUAGGCCCCUCUCAGACCUUCCUACCAUCGUAGACAAAUGUAUCAACAAGGAAAUUCCAUUAGAUGAGCUGAUGACACACGAAGUGACACUUGAUGAAAUUAACAAAGGUUUCGAAUACCUAAAGCACCCGGAUUGUGUCAAAGUGGUUAUCAAGUUCUAA
This is a messenger RNA of Oldenlandia corymbosa var. corymbosa, 3321 nucleotides long. The record is from the annotation of a GenBank genome assembly. Lineage: Eukaryota; Viridiplantae; Streptophyta; Magnoliopsida; Gentianales; Rubiaceae.